This is a messenger RNA of Saccoglossus kowalevskii, 690 nucleotides long. RefSeq names its product angiotensin-converting enzyme 2-like. Gene Ontology annotation, molecular function: peptidyl-dipeptidase activity; metallopeptidase activity. Gene Ontology annotation, cellular component: plasma membrane. Gene Ontology annotation, biological process: proteolysis. The record is from RefSeq and is a predicted model, not a curated record. NCBI's taxonomy places the organism in Eukaryota, Metazoa, Hemichordata, Enteropneusta, Harrimaniidae.
GACCAGGAGAUCUUUAAAUGCGAUUUCUACAAUUCCACAGAAGCUGGAAAAGUCCUGGCGGACAUGUUAGAAAAAGGUCGUAGUGUACCAUGGCCAAACGCCAUGUAUGCCAUAGCAGGUACAUAUGAAAUGGAGUCUUUACCAUUAUUGAAUUACUUCAAACUACUGGACGAAUGGUUAAAUAAGGAGUUAUUUGAACUUGGUAUAAUAGAUACAGUAGGAUGGGAUCCCGAAUGUACAUGGAAACCAUAUGAAGUAGAUGAACCAACGACUGACACACCAGAAAUAAGUGGAACACCAAUCGUAAGCACGCCUUACAUCAGCAUGAUUGUUACCGGCUUUAUAACUAUGUUCCUCACGCUGUGAAAGGAUCCCGAAACUCGUCUUCGUUAUAUGAAACACGUCAUCGCUGGUAUUUGCUGAAUUGCUGAAAAUGAACUGUACUUACAGAUUUCUUGUAAUUAAUUCUAAUUUAGAAAAAUAAAUUUAAUAUAUUUAAGAUUGUAUUGCAAAAAUGUACUCAUUAUUUUGUAUUACUGCUUCGCCAUUAGAUACAGGUUUGAAUAUUGGUACAGGGUCAUCAGUAUCGACCCUUACGUAUACUCUUUUGAUUCAUGUUUGUUUUGAUAAAUAAUAUGACCAUGUUUACAAAUACCACUAAGUGAUUUUCCUUAAUAGACACCACAGAUU